UCUACGCAGGCAUCUCAGUAGUAUUUGAGACACGGCCGCCAACUUCCUCUGGACAGUUAGUGAAGCUGUCAGUCUCUCAGAGCGGGUGAAGCGCAUCACUGCGAUGGAGUAGCCGGUGUGAAGAGACUUCAUUUUCUCGUCGUUGGAGAAACUUUGUGAACAAAGAAAGUACUUUUAGACUGGAUUGCGAUUGAAGAGGCCUCAAAAUGGGCUGUGUGGGGACUAAACCGGAGCAGGAUCCUAUUGGCAAAUCGAUGGGCAACGAUGACAACCGCAACCUGACAACACAUUACUCCAAAGACCCCACGACAGGGAGCAAGGACAGCAGAUCAGCUACCAAGACAGCGACUUCAGGGGCAGAAACUUCAGAGAACAUUGCCAUCGCUCUGUACGACUAUGAAGCUAUGCAUGAAGGUGACCUUGGCUUCAGGAAAGGAGACAGACUCAGAAUCCUUCAGGAGUCAGGUGAGUGGUGGAAAGCAGCGUCUAUCAGCACUGGUCAGGAGGGCUUCAUCCCCAGUAACUAUGUUGCCAAGGACACUCUGGAAACUGAAGAGUGGUUUUUUAAAGGUGUCAGCAGAAAGGAUGCAGAGAGACAGCUGUUGGCCUCUGGAAACAAAAUAGGGUCCUUUAUGAUCAGAGACAGUGAGACCACCAAGGGAAGCUACUCUCUGUCUGUCAGAGACUGCGACCCUCAAACAGGAGACGCUGUGAAGCACUAUAAGAUCCGCACACUGGAUAACGGCGGUUUCUACAUCUCUCCACGCAUCACCUUCAACACCCUGCAGGAUCUGGUCGCCCACUACAAAAAGCAGAGCGAUGGGUUGUGCCAAUCUCUCACCACUCCCUGUCUGAGUCCCAAACCUCAGAAACCUUGGGAGAAAGAUGCCUGGGAGAUCCCACGUGAGUCCCUAAAGCUGGAUAAACGUCUGGGAGCAGGCCAGUUUGGAGAGGUCUGGAUGGCGACAUACAACAAGCACACAAAAGUGGCAGUGAAGACUAUGAAGCCCGGCAGUAUGUCUGUGGAAGCUUUCCUCAUGGAGGCCAACCUAAUGAAAUCGCUCCAGCACGACAAACUGGUCCGCCUCAACGCUGUGGUCACCAAAGAAGAGCCCAUAUACAUCAUUACAGAGUACAUGGAGAAAGGCAGUUUACUGGACUUUAUUAAAAGCGAUGAAGGGAAUCGUGUCCAGCUGCCCAAACUGAUCGACUUCUCAGCGCAGAUAGCAGAAGGCAUGGCUUACAUCGAGCAGAGAAACUACAUUCACAGAGACCUUCGUGCUGCUAAUAUCCUGGUCAACAAGAGUUUAGUGUGUAAGAUCGCUGAUUUUGGACUGGCCCGUAUCAUAGAGGACAACGAAUACACUGCCCGAGAAGGUGCAAAGUUCCCUAUAAAGUGGACCGCUCCGGAGGCCAUAAACUAUGGGUCCUUCACCAUCAAGUCAGAUGUGUGGUCCUUUGGCAUUCUGCUCACUGAAAUCAUCAGCUACGGUCGCACGCCGUACCCAGGAAUGACGAAUCCGGAGGUGAUCCGUGCUCUGGAGAGAGGAUACCGCAUGCAGCGCCUGGACUCCUGCCCUCAAGAGCUGUACGACAUCAUGCUGGAGUGCUGGAAGAACAAGCCGGAGGACAGGCCCACCUUUGAGUACCUGCAGAGUGUACUGGAGGACUUUUACACGGCCACUGAGAGCCAGUAUCAGCAACAGCCUUGAGACACACACACACACACACACUUUGACAUGACUUCUUGCAUAAAUCCCUCGUCCUGGAACUCUCAAAGAAAUGUACACAUAUGUAACUUAUCCAUGCUAACCUGUUGACUUUAUACAUAUGUAGUGAAUCAAAUGUGAAAAGUUAUAGUGUGUUAUUUAAAUGACAUGUAAAUUAAUACAAUUUCAGAAUCUCAUUAUAGCAGUUUCAUUCUUUGCCUUACACUGAGUGUUGCACAACAGAAGCUAUAUCAAUUUAUCAUUUAAAUAUACAACCGUUUUUCUCAUUAACUUUUCUGAUUUAUUUGUAGAAACCUUACGUCAGAUGUAUUUUAAAACUAAUAUGUUUGUGUAAAUGAGAAUACACAUACAGAGCAUUAAACUAAAUUGUUGUGAUUGUAAAUGAGAAGAUUAAUUCUAAAACUUAAGCCUACAUUAGGUUUCAGGAAAUGUGUGGAAAUAUAUUAGUUCGGCUAUUGAAUCGAUUCUGAAUUAUUGCUCCAAACGUUUCAUAUAAAACAUCUAGGCCUAAGGUAGUUAUGAAUAUCUAUUUAGUUUUGAUUUUAAAGACUUUCAAGUUGUGUUAAAGGACUUUCUGUAUUGUGAUUGUAUGAAUUUGUAAAUUAUGCUUGAUUUUUGAGAUUUUAGGUUUAUUGGUACUUUUACAAGCCUGAAGCUAUUUAAUGUUUCAUAUGUCUUGCUUUCACAUCUUCAGUUUUGUUAAUAUUUGUGUGAACGUUUGUGCAAUAAUAGUAAAGGACAUGUGAGAUUCUUUUGUUUGAUUCUGGUUCCCUGCAGGCUUCAUUAACAUUAAUCUAUCUCGUGUAAGACAUGAUUCUGAUCAUGCAGGUGAUUUUCAGUUCUCCUUUCCCUGACGUCUUCUGCAGAGUCCCCUAUGAAGACACCCUUGCUAUUUUUGUAUAUGUUGUUACAAUUAGUCCACAAAACAAAUAAAUGUAUUUAAUUUUGAGUCUA
Messenger RNA from Megalobrama amblycephala (Wuchang bream), 2684 nucleotides. It is a transcript of the gene hck, whose product is annotated as HCK proto-oncogene, Src family tyrosine kinase. The record is from RefSeq and is a predicted model, not a curated record. Gene Ontology annotation, cellular component: extrinsic component of cytoplasmic side of plasma membrane. The coding region runs from base 207 to 1712 and encodes 501 amino acids. Gene Ontology annotation, molecular function: signaling receptor binding; non-membrane spanning protein tyrosine kinase activity; ATP binding. The transcript has 13 exons. Lineage: Eukaryota; Metazoa; Chordata; Actinopteri; Cypriniformes; Xenocyprididae. Gene Ontology annotation, biological process: cell differentiation; cell surface receptor protein tyrosine kinase signaling pathway; innate immune response.